Lactuca saligna is the source of this 6665-nucleotide messenger RNA. NCBI's taxonomy places the organism in Eukaryota, Viridiplantae, Streptophyta, Magnoliopsida, Asterales, Asteraceae. The record is from the annotation of a GenBank genome assembly.
UCUCCAUUCGUUAAAUCCUCCCACGCCUCUUUGCCCUAACAAAUCCUUCCUCAUCAAACCAAGAUUCACAGACUCUUUCUCUUCGAUUUUCCCCAAAAUUAUUUUCUUUAAAUUUAUAUAAUUAAUUCAAAAAUCAUAAAUUUACCGGAUCUGAACUACUCGUCGGCGCUUAAACCCGUCUUCUUCAUCAAUCUCCGAAACCCUAAAAGUUACCAGAAAACUCAACUGAUUGCUCCUUGAGUUGGGUUUGCUUCGGUAAAGAUCGAAGAGCUUUCCUUUUUCUUGUUCUAUAGCUGGUGAGUUCUUGAAUUUGUACACACAUAUAUACGUGUAUACAUGCAUGCAAUUGUUGAUUUUGCGUAUGUUCUCUAAGCAAGAUUUGUUGUUUUUCCUUUCUGGGUUUUCCCGAGGAUGAAAGAACGAACAAGAAAGAAAAAAGAAAGAAAUAUAGAAGCUUGAAUGGUUGUCUUAUGAUUUCUUAUCAGCGAAGAGCGAAAAUUUAAUUCUGAAGAUUUUUUGAAGUAAUGUCCUGAAUUUUGAGGAAGUCAUGGCCUCUAAAGGUCCAAGGUCUAGACUUGAUCAUGAGACAAGGGCCAAACGGCAAAAGGCACUUGAACCACCCAAGGAACCCCAGAGGCCCCGAACACACUGGGACCAUCUUUUAGAAGAGAUGGUGUGGUUAUCAAAGGAUUUUGAGUCUGAGAGGAAAUUUAAAUUAGGCCUGGCAAAGAGAAUUGCCAUAAGGGCUAGUAAAGGUAUGGUGGAUCAAGCUACAAGAGGUGAAAGACGAGUGAAGGAGGAAGAGCUUCGGAUGAAAAAAGUUGCACUUAAUAUUUCAAAGGAUGUGAAGAAAUUUUGGACAAAAAUCGAGAAGCUGGUGCUAUACAAGCAUCGAUUAGAGCUUGAUCAAAAGAAGAAAAAAGCACUUGAUAAACAACUUGAAUUUCUUUUAGGCCAAACAGAAAGGUAUUCAACAAUGCUGGCAGAGAACCUUGUAGAUUCGUCGCCACGUCAGCAUGUCCAGCUGUCAUCUGUACAAGAACAACGACCUGCCAUUGAAUAUAAAGAUCAGAGUGAUGUUAAUGGGUGUGCUGAACCAAAUGUUGAGUCCCAGUCAAAUAUUUUAGAAACUGACGAAGACUACAAGGCUGAAAAUGAACCUGAAGAUGACGAGCAUACCCUUGAGGAAGAUGAAGCCCUCAUAACAGAAGAUGAAAGGAGAGAGGAAUUAACAGCUUUGCAAAAUGAAAUGGAUUUACCCCUUGAGGAAUUACUUCGUCGUUAUACUGUUAAUGAAGAAAGUACUCCAGGAAAGACUGAAGGUGAAGCAGAACUAGCCCAUGCACCAGAGGACAACUUAUUAUGUAAUGGAAAUGACAAUUCUGACCUUGGGUUAAAAGAGAGUCGUCAUUGUGCUGAAAGUAAUGGUGGAUUAUCAGUUUUAGAAAAUCAUCAUCCAGAAGUCAAAGAACAUUAUGUUAGAAAACGUAAAGGUCUUAAGAAGCAAAAAAAAUAUUUGGAAUUGGACUUCAAUGAUGAGAAUGAGGAUGUCGACUUUGUACUUGCAAAUGGAGAGGAAAAGGAUGAUGAAACGACCUUAUUGGAGGAAGAAGAACUAGCAAAGACUGAAAAUCAUGAUUCAGUAGAUGAGCUUGCAAUGUUGCAAAAGGAUAGUGAAAUUCCAAUAGAGGAGUUGCUUGCAAGGUAUAGACAGGAUCCUGACACUAUUCAAAGUGAUGAAAAUGAUUCAGGCUCCGAAAUUGAAAUUCCCGAUCAGGAAGAGAAGCCAGAUCAGAUUGCUGACGAUGGCGGGGAGAACGAUGACAUCAUUGCUGAUGCAGCAGCCGCCGCCAGGUCAGCACAGCCGACAGGGAACACCUUUUUAACAACCAAAGUCAGGACAAAAUACCCUUUUCUAUUAAAAUUCUCUCUUCGUGAAUACCAACACAUCGGGUUAGAUUGGCUUGUAACAAUGUAUGAAAAAAGACUUAAUGGGAUUUUAGCAGAUGAAAUGGGGCUCGGGAAAACAAUCAUGACAAUCGCGCUUCUUGCACACCUGGCAUGCGAAAAGGGUAUAUGGGGCCCACAUCUGAUUGUGGUCCCCACAAGUGUCAUGCUCAAUUGGGAAACCGAGUUUCUAAAAUGGUGUCCUGCUUUCAAAAUCUUGACAUAUUUUGGAAGUGCAAAAGAACGGAAACAUAAAAGACAAGGGUGGUUGAAACCGAAUUCUUUUCAUGUUUGCAUCACAACCUACAGACUUGUUAUUCAAGAUUCCAAGAUUUUCAAGAGGAAAAAAUGGAGAUACUUGAUUUUGGAUGAAGCCCAUUUGAUAAAGAAUUGGAAGUCUCAAAGAUGGCAAACACUUUUGAAUUUCAACACAAAAAGACGCAUACUUUUAACGGGUACCCCUUUACAGAAUGAUCUCAUGGAGCUAUGGUCUCUAAUGCAUUUCUUGAUGCCACAUAUUUUUCAAUCUCAUCAAGAGUUUAAAGAUUGGUUUAGUAAUCCGAUAACAGGAAUGGUUGAAGGUCAAGAAAAAGUCAACAAGGAAGUCGUUGACCGGUUGCAUAAUGUUCUCCGGCCAUUUAUCCUCCGGCGACUGAAACGGGAUGUUGAAAAACAAUUACCUUCAAAACACGAACAUGUUAUCUACUGUAGACUCUCGCGUAGACAACGAAAUCUCUAUGAAGAUUUCAUUGCUAGCUCAGAGACUCAAGCAACCCUUCAAAGUUCUAACUUCUUCGGGAUGAUUAGUGUUAUAAUGCAAUUAAGAAAAGUUUGUAAUCAUCCGGAUUUAUUCGAAGGUCGCCCGAUUAUCAGUUCAUUUGAUAUGAAUGGAAUCGAAACCCAAUUUUGUUCUUCGAUUUGCUCGGUUCUUGAAUCCGGUCCGUUUUCAACCGUUGAUCUUACUGGAUUAGGGUUUGUGUUCACUCAUCUUGAUUUUGACAUGACAUCAUGGGAAACCGAAGAAGUUGAAUCAAUUGCCACACCUUCUGAACUAAUCAAAUCACGUGUAGUAGAAGAAUCCAUGAGUCGACUCGAGAUCAAGACCGGGUCGACCCGGUCAACCGGGUUUAACAUCUUUGAAGAGAUUCAAAAAGCGCUCAUGGAAGAGAGACUUAAAGAAAUGAAAGCACGAGCCGAAUCGGUUGCAUGGUGGAAUUCUUUGCGGGCCCGUAGAAAACCAAUGUAUUCAACGGGUUUACGGGAAAUUGUUUCGGUGGAAAAUUCCAUUUCUACCCUUUCGGGUUUACAUGACAUUGUGUUUUCUCCCGUUGACCGGUUCAAUCAAAUGGUUGACCAGGUUGAAAGUUUCAUGUUUGCAAUCCCGGCUGCCCGAGCACCACCACCGGUCGGGUGGUGCAGCAAACCGGGCACCACUGUGUUUGUCAACCAAGAUUAUAAAACAAAAUGUUUGACACUUUUGUCCCCACUAUUAACACCAAUCAGACCCGCCAUUGUCAGGCGGCAAGUCUACUUUCCCGAUAGGCGGUUGAUACAGUUUGACUGUGGUAAACUUCAAGAGCUUGCGGUUUUGUUAAGAAGGUUAAAAUCGGAAGGUCAUCGGGCUUUGAUUUUCACUCAAAUGACUAAAAUGCUUGAUGUUUUGGAAGCUUUUAUAAAUAUAUACGGGUACACUUACAUGCGGUUAGACGGGUCGACCCAGCCCGAAGAGAGGCAGACAUUAAUGCAACGGUUCAAUACAAAUCCGAAGUAUUUUCUUUUUAUUUUGUCGACCCGGAGUGGUGGGGUUGGGAUUAAUCUUGUCGGGGCCGAUACGGUAAUUUUCUAUGAUAGUGAUUGGAAUCCAGCCAUGGAUCAACAAGCUCAAGAUCGGUGUCAUAGGAUUGGGCAAACACGUGAAGUGCAUAUUUACAGAUUGAUCAGUGAAAGCACGAUUGAAGAGAAUAUUUUGAAAAAGGCGAAACAGAAACGGGCUUUAGAUGAUUUGGUGAUUCAGAGUGGGGAGUAUAACACUGAGUUUUUCAAGAAGCUUGAUCCGUUGGAGUUGUUUUCCGGUCACGGGAAGAAUUCCGGUUCCGGAGUUGCGAUUCCGGUUCCAGUUCCGGUUCCGGUGUCGAAUGCCGAUGUUGAGGCGGCGUUGAAACAUGCGGAAGAUGAAGCGGAUUACAUGGCGUUGAAGAAAGUGGAGCAGGAAGAGGCGGUGGAUAAUCAGGAGUUUACUGAGGAGGCGAUUGGGAAGCUUGAAGAUGAUGAGCUUUUGAAUGAAGAAGAUGGAAAAUUUGAGGAGUUGGGAACGGGACAGGUGGAGGGUAAUAAUCGGGAAAUGGUUAUUUGUAGCGACCCGAAUGGGGACCCGGGUUUGACUUUGGUCAAGGGUGAUGAUGGUGAUGAUGAUGACAUGGCGGAUGAUGUGAAACAGAUGGCUGUGGCGGCUGCAGCCUCGGGGCAGGAGAUUUUGUCUUUUGAGAAUCAAUUGCGUCCGAUUGAUCGGUAUGCGGUUCGGUUUCUUGAGAUGUGGGACCCGAUUGUUGAUAAUGUGGUUAUUGAGUCAAAGGAUAGAUUUGAGGGAGAGGAAUGGGAGUUGGAUCAUAUUGAGAAGUUAAAGGAGGAUAUGGAAGCUGAAGGUGAUGAUGAUGAGGAACCUUUGGUUUAUGAAACAUGGGAUACUGAGUUUGCAACUAAAGUAUACCAAGAACAAGUCAAAGCGUUGGCUGAACAUCAGUUGAUGGAAGAGCGUGAAAUGGAAGCUAGAGAGAAGGAACUUGAGGAAUCUGACUCACUGAAGAAUGAACCGGUUGUUAAGAAACCCAAGUCAAAGAAAAAGACGAAGAAAACAAAAUUCAAAUCUCUGAAAAAAGAAGCUUUAUCAUCCGAAACAAAGCCAAUAAACAUAGAAUCACCAAUAGAAUUCGAUGAUGAUUAUGUCGACGAUGAAAUAAUUUUUUUAAAAAAACGCAAAAAACCUUUGGACGAAUCCACCUCAGAAGUGAAGAGUUCUUCCAGAAAGUCAAAAAAGCCCAAAAAGAACCCCGAACCAAUCUCAUUAGACAUGGAUUCCAAUUCCUUAAUCGAGCAACAAGAUGAACCGAGAGAUUUGAAACCUUUUGUAAAUAACAAUCUUGAAAUUGAUCAUAAACCAGUCAUUAGGGGCAAAUCGGGACUAAAAAUAUCGGUCACUACGAUGCCGGUGAAACGGGUGAUGACUAUAAGAUUGGAGAAGCUGAAGAAGGGAAGCAUAUGGCCUAAUGAUUGUGUCCCUACGCCAGAUUCUUGGUUGUCAUCGGAGGAUGCUAUGCUGUGUGCAGUUGUACAUGAAUACGGUGUGAACUGGAGUUUGGCAAGUGAGAUUUUGAAUGGGAUGACAGCUGGCGGGUUUUACCGGGGGAUUCUAAGGCAUCCAGUUCAUUGUUGUGAGAGGUAUCGGGAGCUUGUUCAGAGACACGUCUUAUCUAGUUCAGACAAUAAUGUUCAUAAUGACAAAGCGAGUAAUGUUGGUGUUGGGAAAGCUCUUCUAAGAGUAACUGAGGAGCAUGCAAAGUCGUUGUUGGAUAUUGUGUCAGAACGUCCUGAUCAGGCUUACACUCUUCAAAAGCAUUUCUUCCACCUACUCACAUCUGUCUGGAGAUCAACCGCCCGUUCCGGUCACCGGAAAACCCCAUUGUCUCUCAGAACCGGGCAGCGGGUAAACCAUACUUCUCGCGAUCCGGUCAGGCCACAAUCGGAAAGAAUGGAGUUCACUAACCUAAAGCAGAUUAGCAGAUUAGUAUCCGAUGCACUUGAAAGUUCUCAAAAUAUACCAAGGGAAGAUAGGGUUUCAAGUUUUAGUGAAAGACGUGAGGUUCGACCUGUCGGGCAGCUGGGAAUCACUCUUGAGUUUCCUCCGGGCAGAGAUGAUCCAAGUGUUCCGUUGCCUUCCGUCGUGUCUUUAUCCAUAAAUGACACGGAACCCGUGCUGCCCGAACACCUGCCCGUCGGCGGGAAUCAUUGUUUUAGAUCAUCCAAGGAUACCGUUGAAUGCCGAUUCAGGGAUGCUGCAUCAAGAGCCGCCAUUGAUGGUGGUUUAGGGUUGCCGCCAUCGGCUUCUCCGGCAACCGAUGUCAAGUCGCGGACACCAGCCAAAUCUCAAUUAUCCGGAAAGCAUCAUCGGAAUCCCGAAUUACCUUUGAAGUCGUCGAAAUCUAAAUCAAGGAAAGCAAUCAUGGAUUCCAACGAAGCUUUUUCCCUACUCCGUGAUCCCAAUUUACAACCAUCGAUGCCACCUAUUAAUUUGUGUUCAAGGUUUGAUACGGAUAUGGAAUCUUCAAUGGAUGAUUUUCUAAAUGCAUCUUCGAUCGAUUUAGGCAAUGAGCUUUCGUUUGAUAUAGUGCCACAUGAUUAUGACCCGGGAUUCACCUGGGGUCUUGAAGAUUGUUUGUUAUCUCGGGAGUUUACUGAUAUCGGAUAGGGUUGGAAUUAAGGUAACCGGAUGGGACCCACAUUGUGUAUUGUCUGAUGACCUGGCGGGCAGGUAUUUUUGGGUUGGUGAAAGAAGAGAAAGACUAACUUGGUGUAUCUGGCAUGCUGACCGGACCGAAGAUGGGCACGCGAUGAUGAUUCUUGGAAGAUACAAGAUUUUGCACAUAAAAUGUAACAUUGUAUAGCAUGUGGGCCCGUUAACACUGUAACUUUUUUUUUCCGGUUGGUUGGUUGGUUGGGUUGGG